Molecule: messenger RNA, 1321 nt
Organism: Cajanus cajan (pigeon pea)
Lineage: Eukaryota; Viridiplantae; Streptophyta; Magnoliopsida; Fabales; Fabaceae
Product: protein ACTIVITY OF BC1 COMPLEX KINASE 8, chloroplastic
Biological process (GO): regulation of response to reactive oxygen species
Source: RefSeq, a predicted model, not a curated record
UGAUUAUCACUUAAGAGGUUCAAUUUGAUGCUUCUCAGCUAAUAUUUACAUUGUUCAUGCAGCAUCCUGGAAAUAUUGCAGUUGAUGAUGUCAAUGGUGGAAGAUUGAUCUUUUAUGAUUUUGGAAUGAUGGGAAGGUCCUUCAAGCAAUGAUUCAAAUGGGUGUUCUUGUCCCAACUGGCGAUAUGACUGCUGUUAAACGAACAGCACAGUUCUUCCUCAAUAGUUUUGAAGAGAGUCUGGCUGCACAAAGGAGAGAGAGAGAGAGAUGGCAACAGCUGAACUUGGAUUCAAAAAGCCAUUAAGCAAAGAGGAAAAAGUAAUGAAGAAGAAAGAACGUUUGGCUGCUAUUGGUGAGGAUUUAUUAGCCAUUGCAGCGGACCAGCCCUUCCGGUUUCCUGCCACAUUCACAUUUGUUGUUAGAGCCUUCUCAGUGUUGGAUGGCAUUGGAAAGGGCCUUGAUCCUCGUUUUGAUAUUACUGAGAUCGCCAAGCCUUAUGCUCUGGAGUUGCUAAAAUUCCGUGAGGCAGGAGUUGAAGUUAUCAUAAAGGACUUCCGAAAGAGAUGGGACAGACAAUCUCAAGCAUUUUACAACUUAUUUAGACAGGCUGAAAGGGUUGAAAAGCUUGCUGAAAUCAUCCAAAAAUUGGAGCAAGGUGAUCUAAAGCUCCGAGUCCGAACUUUGGAAUCUGAGAGGGCAUUCCAGCGUAUUGCCACUGUCCAGAAGACAAUAGGAAAUGCAAUAGCUGCUGGGAGCCUAAUAAAUCUUGCAACAAUUCUGUAUCUUAACUCAAUUAGGGUGCCUGCCACUAUAGCAUAUGUCUUUUGUGCAAUCUUUGGUUUUCAAGUUCUCUUUGGCAUUGUGAAGAUCAAGAAGCUAGAUGAAAGGGAAAGAUUUAGGAUGGACAUGUAGCUCAUGUUAAGUUCAUGGUUACAAGUCAACCUCCGGGGCAUCAAAAUGAAUAGGAGGUCAAAGUAAGAGCUAACAUCUUGGAAGACAUCAACACGUGCUAAGGCUUUAUGCUGGAGGCUUCUGUUCUUUAUUUUGCUAAAGUGAUCGGGCUGAGGUAGCCAAUUGGCGAGCCACAUUUUUGUAGUUAACAUGACCCCGCCUCACGCUCCCUUAUUGCAAAAUUUUAUAACAUUUAUUACCCUUUUUCUUCUUACCUCCAUAUUGUAAAUUUUAUAGGCAUUGGUGUAGCGUUUAUUGUUGUCAUCACCAUAUGGUAUGGUUCAGCUUCCAAUAUAGUCCGACAGCGGGAAGCUUUUCAUGUAACUAACGUACAUAAAUUUGUCAAAUGAAAAUGCAAAUGCAUGUAUUU